This is a messenger RNA of Budorcas taxicolor (takin), 624 nucleotides long. It is a transcript of the gene FGF18, whose product is annotated as fibroblast growth factor 18. Gene Ontology annotation, biological process: animal organ morphogenesis; positive regulation of cell population proliferation; regulation of cell migration. Lineage: Eukaryota; Metazoa; Chordata; Mammalia; Artiodactyla; Bovidae. Gene Ontology annotation, molecular function: growth factor activity; type 1 fibroblast growth factor receptor binding; type 2 fibroblast growth factor receptor binding. Gene Ontology annotation, cellular component: cytoplasm. The transcript has 5 exons. Bases 1 to 624 code for a protein of 207 amino acids. The record is from RefSeq and is a predicted model, not a curated record.
AUGUAUUCAGCGCCCUCCGCCUGCACUUGCCUGUGUUUACACUUCCUGCUGCUGUGCUUCCAGGUACAGGUGCUGGCGGCCGAGGAGAACGUGGACUUCCGCAUCCACGUGGAGAACCAGACGCGGGCUCGGGACGAUGUGAGCCGUAAGCAGCUGCGGCUGUACCAGCUCUACAGCCGGACCAGCGGGAAGCACAUCCAGGUCCUGGGCCGCAGGAUCAGUGCCCGCGGCGAGGACGGGGACAAGUAUGCCCAGCUCCUAGUGGAGACAGAUACCUUCGGUAGUCAAGUCCGGAUCAAGGGCAAGGAGACGGAGUUCUACCUGUGUAUGAACCGGAAAGGCAAGCUUGUGGGGAAGCCUGAUGGCACCAGCAAAGAGUGUGUGUUCAUUGAGAAGGUCCUGGAGAACAACUACACAGCCCUGAUGUCAGCGAAGUACUCCGGCUGGUACGUGGGCUUCACCAAGAAGGGGCGGCCGCGGAAGGGCCCCAAGACCCGCGAGAACCAGCAGGAUGUGCACUUCAUGAAGCGCUACCCCAAGGGACAGGCCGAACUGCAGAAGCCCUUCAAGUACACCACCGUGACCAAGCGGUCCCGGCGGAUCCGCCCCACGCACCCCGGCUAG